Messenger RNA from Tetranychus urticae (two-spotted spider mite), 1671 nucleotides. RefSeq names its product phosphoserine phosphatase (gene aay). Gene Ontology annotation, molecular function: magnesium ion binding; L-phosphoserine phosphatase activity. The record is from RefSeq and is a predicted model, not a curated record. NCBI's taxonomy places the organism in Eukaryota, Metazoa, Arthropoda, Arachnida, Trombidiformes, Tetranychidae. Gene Ontology annotation, biological process: dephosphorylation; L-serine biosynthetic process. Gene Ontology annotation, cellular component: cytoplasm.
GACGCUUUCCUUUAAAAAAAUUGGCAGGAAAGUUAUGCAUUGCAUUUUCUUGAUUAACAUUGAACUUAAAUGUCAAUUUUACCAUUUGCAAAUUUUGCCAUCUAAUCACAUAUCUAUUUAAUGUUAAUUGUUUCCUGAUCUGAUGUUUGCAGUUAGCUGCAAGACUAAUUUGGUUAUUGCUUGCGUUUGUUUAUUUUUCUUUCCAUAAUACAUUUAUUUCCAUCCUGCUUUUGUUCACAUUCAGCUUUCAUUGUUGAUUGUUUAUGGUAAUUCUUCCCACCAAUUUAAUACUCAUCUAUUCAGAGCAUUAUUCUGGUUAUUAGACGAAACCUGCACCUAACAUUAAUGGUUAUUGAAACGUCAAUCGUGUUUUCCCUUUUCCAUGUUUUCAUCUAUCCUUUUUAUGAGAAACUUUCAUUCAAGUGACCGGUUUAACCUGUUCAUAUCUCAAGAAUUGCCGUCUAGAUUUUUUAUUGUAAGUUUCCGGAGUACUUGAACCUAAUCAUAAUUGCAGAGUUGUUUCAAUUUGACUGGAAAAUUUCAUGAAUGCGCUCAAUACGUGCCUGGCCAACGUAUCUCAAUCUACGAUCAACCUCAACAAUUAUCUUGGUCAAAUAAGUUUGUUGAACGUAAACCAUUUGUUAGCCGCUGUUGAUCUAUAUAUACAUAAACAUAUAUAAGUACGGUUUUCAGUCAUCGUUAAAAUCUGGUUAAGCUGAUACAAAGGAGUUAAAUAGUGUUAAAUCUGUUCUGGAAAAGUUUCUCAAUUAAACAUCAAAUUGUUUCAUCCUUGCAUCGUUCAAUCAGCUCCAUCAUGUCAACAAAACAAGAAAGUCUUACUCGAGCCAUUUGGCGAUCAGCUGAUGCUGUUUGUUUUGAUGUCGAUUCAACUGUUUGCCGUGAUGAAGCCAUAGACGAAUUGGCCAAGUUUGCUGGAGUCGAGAAAGAAGUUGCCGAAAUGACUCGAGUUGCUAUGCGAGGUGACUGCUCAUUUCAAGACGCUCUAGCCAAAAGAUUAGAGUUAAUCAAACCUUCACAACAUAUGGUGGAAAAAUUUAUCACAACAAAACCUUUAAGAUUAACCCAAGGAAUAAGAGAACUGAUAAGUUUACUUCAAGAUCGUGAUAUUGACGUUUACCUUAUUUCUGGUGGAUUUGAUGUAAUUAUUGAACCCUUAGCAAAAGAUCUUGGCAUACCAGUGAAAAAUAUCUUUGCCAACAGAAUCAAGUUCUACUACGAUGGAAGCUAUGCUGGUUUUGAUGAGGAAGCUCCAACAUCACAACAAGAUGGUAAAGCACAAGUUAUUGAUUAUCUGAAGAAGCGAUAUGGUUAUCAGAGAGUUGUCAUGAUUGGUGAUGGUGCCACUGACUUACUGGCUUGUCCUCCUGCUGAUGCCUUUAUUGGAUUUGGUGGUAACCAGGUGAGGGAUAGUGUUCGUAAUGAAGCCAAAUGGUUUGUGAUGAGCUUUUAUGACCUAAUAGAGGAAUUAAAUAAAAAUUAAAUUCCCCUCGACCAUUGACCAUCGAAUUAAAGUAAAUUUCACUAAUCUCUAUCAAUAAACCAUGUAUCUAAUCACAUAUAAAAUGUAUUAUUAAUAUAAAUUUGCAAUUGUUGGCAAGUAAAUUGUUCUAGAAUGUAAAUAUUGAAAUAAAUAUUAAUAUUAACACUUAA